UUGCCAGACAGAGGAAAAGACUCCUUUAGGUACGAUAAUGUAACUAAUGACUGUGAUUAAUAAUUUAAAAAAAGGAUAUUGUACGAUAAUUUGACGCGUCAAUAUAUGGAUGUAAGCAAAUAGGUCACAUAUUUCACAAUGCCUGAUUAUGCGCCUCCUUACAACCAGGUGGGGGGACUAGCUUUUUUCCCAACAAGGCUUAUUUAUAAAACUACUUCGUAAGCUGUUACGUACACGAGUUGAGGUAUUUUUUUACUGUAUCAAAAAUGACGUCCAAUUUGGAUAUGUACGAUAAUUUACCUCAAAAUACGAGACGUUUGAUAUUCCGGUACAACAGCUUGUCGUUUCCCACAUGGCAACGCUGGCGUGACGUCACACAAAGGGAGUCAACUCGAAGGGCGUUGUUGAGAUUCACCGCCAAAUUCAAACAAGCGCCGACACCGAAAGAGGACCUUCUUCGUCUCCCACAAGUGUUUUUUUUUUCAAGUCUGAAUGGCAUCCUCAGUGAUGGACGGAGUUGGCCGAGCCGUGGUCGGAGUCUGGCGGGCGCACACGUCCCUGGACGAGUCCGACGGCGCGGAGAGUUCUCCUGAGGCACCCGACCGGUUCCGCAAACUCCGGUCCUCGUCCUCCCUUAAUUCCCUGCGCAUGUCCCUGCGGAAGCGUCUCCCGCUGCGCGCCGUCCAGGCCGGGUCUCUUCCGGAGACCGACGUCGAGCCUGCGAAGGAGCAACCGGAGGCCGGCGCGGUCCGGAAGCUCGGCCGCAGUGCUCGGAACUCCAUCACCGGGGUGUAUCAGAGGUUGCAGAGGACCAGGGAGUUCUCCCGUGAGGAGUGUCUGGUGGCUACCCCGGGUCGCAUCUGCGAAGAGGACGAGAACGCGUCGUCGCCCGCCCGGACCCCGAGGCGCACCCCCAGGUCGGCGACCACACCCGCCCGCACCCCGGGCUCCAGAGGCAGGAGGACUCCUGACGCUGGCGUGCGCGGGGUUAAGCACGGAGCAGGCAGGAGGCAGUUGGUUCGGAUGGCGGCGCUGCGUAGCCCCUUUGCGUCCCCCAACACGCAGAACCAGAGACUGAAGCUCGACCGAGACCUAGAGUCGGUGUCGAGCGGACUCCGCAGGCUGAAGCAUCUCUCCCGGGCCUUCGAUGAGCUCAUCGGGCGGGACGACAAGUCCAAAACACAGCAGAAGUGCGGCGGUGCGGUGAUGAGGAAGUUGGACCCGUGCGGAAAAGUCAGCUGCUCCAAUCUGAGCCGCCGAGCCUCCCGACUCUCCCAACGCCUGGGCGGGUGGGCCGACGUGACCGUGAGCGCCGUACGCAAGUGAGCCCGACUCUGCGUGUUAGUAUGGAACAACCUUUUGUAGCCAACGUUCUUAUUUAGCCAAAUGAAGAUCUUGCCUUGUUUAGAUGUAACAAAAAAACUGGGACCUUGUUACAUGGCACCAGCUUUUUUUCUUUCUGCAUGUUUAGCAGAGUUAUUGUGGUUUACUCUCCUCAGUGUCGCCAGCAAAAGGUCUACCUGUUUUGUGAUUGUCCAAAUGUACUCGUCUACAUUUCUCUACACCAGGGGGUGUCCAAACUACGGCCCGUGAGACGUUAGGAGUCUAGUAAGGAAUUUUACCCACAGGGAGAUUGCAUUUAUUAUCUUAGUCUGACAAUUUGGAUGAUAAUAUGUAGCCUUUUAGUGGACAGUGUAAAUAAUUCAGGUUAAUGACCUUGAAUCAUGCACAGCAUUUACUUAUAUGGCCCAAUGCAAACAACCUUCCCUGGUCAUGGUGCAACAAACAAAUCAUAAAAUGUCAAAGCACAUAACACAACCUGCUCACAGAACUUUGUGGAUGUUAUGGAUAAAACGUCCCUGCACCAUAAGAGAAAAAAAUCAAAUUUACACCGAUUUAAAUCCAUUACAAAGCAUGAUGGGGAAAAAUGCAAAACACUCCACACACUUUUCAGUGUUUGGCGCGUUUUCGUUGCUUGGCAUUUCUGAUUGAUUACAAAACUUUAAGGAGGUCGUCACGGAAGUAAACAAGGUAGAAGUUGACCUUUCACAUACUUUUAAUACCCAAUGAUAUUAUUUAUAUAUUCAUUAUAUUAAUAUAAUAUGUACACUCAUGUGUGUAUUUAUAUAUACAGUAUGUAUGUGUAUUUAUUUAUAUAUUAAUGUGUAUAUGUAUGUAUAUAAUAUACCGGUAUAUGUAUGUGUAUAUAUGUAUGUAUA
Entelurus aequoreus (snake pipefish) is the source of this 2219-nucleotide messenger RNA. RefSeq lists its product as uncharacterized. The record is from RefSeq and is a predicted model, not a curated record. The coding region runs from base 493 to 1326 and encodes 277 amino acids. The transcript has 5 exons. NCBI's taxonomy places the organism in Eukaryota, Metazoa, Chordata, Actinopteri, Syngnathiformes, Syngnathidae.